Gracilinanus agilis (Agile Gracile Mouse Opossum) is the source of this 1209-nucleotide messenger RNA. Its product is annotated as mitochondrial amidoxime-reducing component 1-like. Gene Ontology annotation, biological process: nitrate metabolic process. Gene Ontology annotation, molecular function: molybdenum ion binding; pyridoxal phosphate binding; nitrate reductase activity. Gene Ontology annotation, cellular component: mitochondrial inner membrane. Lineage: Eukaryota; Metazoa; Chordata; Mammalia; Didelphimorphia; Didelphidae. The record is from RefSeq and is a predicted model, not a curated record. The transcript is spliced from 5 exons. The coding region runs from base 76 to 1125 and encodes 349 amino acids.
CCACGAACUGUUCACGCUCUCCUCUGCUCAGUGCCCCUUCGGCAGCGGGCAGCCUUGGUCUUUCCCCCUGUAGUCAUGGGCGCUGCAACUUCGUCUAUCUUCACCGGGCUCUUCUUCCCCCAGCUCCGCCUCGGCCUAGCGCUCCCAGUCUCGGCACAACCCAGGGCCGCCUGGCUCCGGGCGGCGGUUCUGGGACUGACUGCCGCCGCCGCGCUGACCGCAGCCGCCUGGAGCACUAGAGGCGGGCACUGGCGUUGGCGGCGGCAGCGAAAGCGGCAGCGGCUGCAGCAGGUGGGCACCGUGGCGCAGCUCUGGAUCUACCCCAUCAAGUCCUGCAAGGGGGUGCCUGUGAACGAGGCAGAAUGCACGCCGAUGGGGCUGCGCAGCGGACACCUGAGGGACAGGUUUUGGCUCAUCAUAAAUGAAGAUGGGAACAUGGUCACUGCUCGACAGGAGCCCCGCCUGGUUCUGAUUUCUCUAACCUGUGAAAAUGACUCCUUGACCCUCAGUGCAGCCUAUACCCAGGACCUGAUUCUGCCCGUCAAAGCCCCCACCUCAAAUGUGGUACGGAAGUGCAGAAUUCGUGGCUUGGAAAUUGAAGGCAGGGAUUGUGGCGAUGAGGCAGCCCAAUGGAUUACCAGCUUUCUGAAGACACAGCCCUAUCGGCUGGUGCAUUUUGAACCUCACAUGCGGCCAAGAAAUUCCAAACAAAUAGAGUCUGCUUUCCGGACUAUAGAUAAGGUUGCUUACCCUGAUGCCAGUCCUUUCUUGAUUAUCUCUGAGGCAUCGUUAGCAGAUCUCAAUUCCAGGCUUGAGAAGAAAGUUAAAGCAAACAACUUCCGACCAAAUAUAGUGAUUUCAGGAUGUGGAGUUUUUGAGGAGUCAACAAUUACACUAGCCACCAGCCUUCAUCACUGGAAGAAAAUAUCUUCUGUUUGGGAACCUGCUUCUACUUCAUCCAUGAUCUUAGCUCUUACUGCUCUUUUUUCUCUUUGCAGUUAUCGGCAAUGUGAUCCUUCAGACCAAAAGGUGUAUGGCAAGGCACCUCUCUUUGGACAGUAUUUUGUCCUAGAAGAUCCAGGAACAAUCAAAGUGGGAGAUCCAGUAUACCUCUUGGAACAGUGACAGUGGCAUUAUUUUCUUGGGUGGCAGAUCCCUUUUGUUCUUGCUGGGAAAUAACUACUUUUAAACACAGUUUUUGGCAAUGAA